AUGAAGAACAUCUGGAGUUGGAGCCGCACAUCUGGUCUUGGAGCUCGCCUGCGCCGCUGUGCCCCCCUCUUCCCCGCGCCCCAGUCACUUCCUCCCCCACCCCCGCCCCGGCUCCUCAACACAAACUUUCCGUCCCGCUCGCUCCCUCCUCCGCGCUCGGCGCCUCCCGCUCCAGCCCGGCUCAUUCCGCACAUUCCGGCCAGCCCCCUCCCCACGACCCCCCUUCCCCGGCCCCCCUCGCGGCUCCCUCGGGCCCGGCGGAGCGGCCCGGCCGGAGCGCCCCCGCGAGCUCGGACCAGGCUCAGCCGCCCAGCGGGCUCAGGCCCAGAGCCCAGAGCAACCAGCACAAUAGCGUCCAACAGCUGGAACGCCAGCAGCAGCCCCGGGGAGGCCCGGGAGGAUGGGCCCGAGGGCCUGGACAAGGGGCUGGACAACGAUGCGGAGGGCGUGUGGAGCCCGGACAUCGAGCAGAGCUUCCAGGAGGCCCUGGCCAUUUACCCGCCCUGUGGCCGGCGGAAGAUCAUCCUGUCAGACGAGGGCAAGAUGUACGGCCGAAAUGAGUUGAUUGCACGCUAUAUUAAACUGAGGACGGGGAAGACUCGGACGAGAAAACAGGUGUCCAGCCACAUACAGGUUCUAGCUCGGAAGAAGGUGCGGGAGUACCAGGUUGGCAUCAAGGUAUGUUGGGUGCCUGGCGGGGGCCUUCAGCCCUCCUGGGCCCCUCACCUACGGCGCUGUCUCUGCAUAGCUCAGGCCUUUCCUUGGCCAGCUCUCCAGCCCCACUGUGCCUGUUUUCUGGCUGAAGCUCUGUUCCUGCCUCUCCUUCCGCUCUUUCUGUUCUUUUUCUCUUUCUUUCUCUCUCUACAGGUCUCUAGCCACUUGCAGGUUCUAGCCAGGCGGAAAUCUCGGGAGAUUCAGUCUAAGCUGAAGGUACGGGGCCCCUGCCACCUGGCCUGGCCUGCCCAGCACCCUCCUGGGUGCAGGCCUGUUGCUGCUUUGUGGCUCCAGCUUGGGACAGGCAAGGGGCUGAGAAGCUAUCUGGCUGUCCUGCAGCUGCGGAUCUCAGAGUCUGGGGUUCAUGACUGA
This is a messenger RNA of Nomascus leucogenys (northern white-cheeked gibbon), 1086 nucleotides long. RefSeq names its product chromatin-remodeling ATPase INO80-like. Gene Ontology annotation, cellular component: transcription regulator complex. Gene Ontology annotation, biological process: embryonic organ development; regulation of transcription by RNA polymerase II; hippo signaling. Lineage: Eukaryota; Metazoa; Chordata; Mammalia; Primates; Hylobatidae. The coding region runs from base 1 to 1086 and encodes 361 amino acids. Gene Ontology annotation, molecular function: DNA-binding transcription factor activity, RNA polymerase II-specific; RNA polymerase II cis-regulatory region sequence-specific DNA binding. The transcript has 6 exons. The record is from RefSeq and is a predicted model, not a curated record.